Messenger RNA from Cylicocyclus nassatus, 264 nucleotides. The record is from the annotation of a GenBank genome assembly. NCBI's taxonomy places the organism in Eukaryota, Metazoa, Nematoda, Chromadorea, Rhabditida, Strongylidae.
CUAGGUUAAAAUCGCUGUCUCUCAUGCUGAGACAUGGAUUCACGAGAUACUAUGGGUUCCACGGACCGACUUUUGAGUGGAACUAAAGAAGCUGCCAGUCGAGGCUCCGCGGACCGCGACCUGAGUGGAACUAAAGAAGCUGUCAAUCGAGACUCUGCAGAGCCACUCCUGAGCGGAACCAAAGUUAGUCGGGAUUCCGCGGACCGACUCUUGACUGGAACUAAGGAAGAUGUCAAAUCAGGCGAAAAAACCGAUAAUCAAACC